Messenger RNA from Botrytis deweyae, 813 nucleotides. RefSeq lists its product as uncharacterized. The transcript has 3 exons. Gene Ontology annotation, cellular component: membrane. The coding region runs from base 1 to 813 and encodes 270 amino acids. The record is from RefSeq and is a predicted model, not a curated record. NCBI's taxonomy places the organism in Eukaryota, Fungi, Ascomycota, Leotiomycetes, Helotiales, Sclerotiniaceae.
AUGGAAUUCUCAAUACAUAAUUUGCAGAAAUAUAAACUAGCUGUACAUAUCGUACAGUUAGCUAUGGCAGUUGUCAUAUGGGUGUUAGAUAUCAUCGUUAUGCGAUCAACUGCAACAGUAGAUGGAAGACUUGGAUGGAACUUUGGUUAUACAUUCUUGGUUUUACCCGCAGUGAUCUAUCUUACCAUGACCGUACGCUUUCCCCGGACGAGAAAAUUCGCAAACCCGUAUGCGCUGUUGGUGAUUGAUCUCGUUUGGUGUGUGAUGGCUCUGUCGGCUUUUGCAGCGGUCGCAAAUUGGAAUUCAACCGGGAAAUGUGGAAGUGGGUGUAAAGUGAGCAAGGCAGUUGUGGGAUUAGGUGUUUUCUUAUGGCUCUUCUGGAUUCUCUCAACAGCAAUGUCAUUCUAUGGUCUAGUGUACUACAAGAGAGAAGGAUAUCUUCCCGGCGCAUCCCGAGCUCCUAACAACGCAGCCAUGAUCGAUCCCGAUAAAGAAGCUUUCUCCACCGCUCCCCACGAUGACGAAUAUGCACCAGUUCAUAAUGUCGAAGAGCACGAAGAGCAUGAAUUACACGAUGAUGGAUAUCCCGGCGGAAACUUUGUAGGCAGAGUUCACUCACCAGAUUACGAACCUUCGAGUUACGGAGGAUCAUAUGCACCUACAUCGACGGCUCAUCAUGAUGAUUUGGAAGCUUCAACCGCGUAUACCGGAUACAGUGCGAGUGGAUAUGGCGGAUCACAAAAUUCGAGGACGGGGCGAGCGCAGUUUCCCGAGGGAAAUUAUGGUAAUAUUCCAGUCAUUGGUGAACCAUGA